AUGAUGAACUUGCCAACUGUGCACAAGGAUGUGUUGUCCUUUGCCUUUGAUCACUCGGUUGACUAUGACGAGAGCCAGCCACUCUAUAUUGAUGCAAGAAAUCCAUCGCGCAGUCUAAAUGCCAUUCAGUUACGUCGAUUAGUGCGGGCUUUGAUCGCAGGCCUCAGGCGGUAUAUUAAGCAAGGAGAGUGUGUGCUGGUUCAUCUGGGCAAUAGCUAUGUUCACUCAACUCUCUUCUUCGGCAUAGUAGGAGCCGGGGGCGUUUACAUGGGUGCCAGCCCCGAAAGCCCACCUCAUGAACUAGCCAAUGUUCUUGAGCUGGGGAGGCCAAGGCUAAUCAUUACGACAAACCAGACGCUUCAUGCUGUCUUGAGUGUUGCAACCAGCAAAGGCCUCGGUCCGGAGCAAAUCUGCCUGUUUGAAGAAUUGACUAUCACUAGCUUUCUAGAGUCAACCCUCAGUUAUCGUCGCCAAAAUGCUGAAACCAUCACAUUAUACGAUCUUCUCGCCUGCGGCGACGAGGAUUGGAUCAAGUUCGAUGACGAAUCCCUGGCCAAAACCACUCCAGCCGCUAUGUAUUGCACCAGCGGCACCAGUGGGCUUCCCAAAGCCGCCAUUAUCUCGCACCAGGCCGUUGUCUCUCAGCAUCUUAACAAGCACUAUGAGGUUCCAUACGCUGUCAGAAGACUAGUCAUUGUUCCAGUGUACCAUCGCUUCGGGGCACUCUGGCACGCAUUCCCAAUCCGUCAAGGAGAGCCAGCCUACUUCCUGCAAAAAUUCGAACUGAAUCACUUCCUCGACGCUGUUCACAGCAACAGAAUAACAGACGUAUUUAUUGUGCCAGCAAUAGUUCAUCUCUCACUUCAGUCCUCUCGGCCUGUAGCAGAGCUCCUUUCAUCUCUGCGUAUGGUAGGCGUCUCAGGCGCGCCCAUCGACACGGGAUCAUUGCAAAAGUUCCAAGAACUGCUACACAAACAAGCUACUGCGGCGCAAAGCUGGGGCAUGACAGAGACCGGCCCGGUAUUUGUAUGCAGGUAUGGAGAGCGCGUCGAUAAAGGAAGUAUCGGAAAGCUUGUCGGGAUAAACGAGGCAAGACUCAUCGACGACGAAGGCAUGAUAAUAACCAGCGACAACUGUCCCGGUGAGCUCUACGUACGAGGCACAGGAUUAUUUUCGAACUAUAGGGGACGAGAUGACGGAGUCGACGCAGAUGGAUGGUUUCGAACAGGGGACGUGGCCUACCGACAAAACGAAUACUACUACCUGAAUCAAGUGGCCCCCGCCGAAAUAGAAGCCAUCCUCUCCAAGCACCCAGGAAUAUCCGAUGCCGCCGUCCUCGGAGUCCAAUCCAGUGAUAAGAGCACCGAACUGCCCCGAGCAUUUGUGGUGAAAUCACCAGCCUUUAACGCCAAACUGACUGCAGAUGAGGUCUACCAAUUUGCGAAGUCCCAGUUAGCAGGGUACAAGGCUUUAGAUGGAGGCGUAGUGUUUGUCUCUGAUAUUCCUCGGACCGCGAGUGGGAAAAUACUACGAGCCAAGUUGGCACAGAUGAAUGCUCGACGGGAGAAGAUCGCCCAGGUACUUUCUCGCCGUGUUAUCAAGGCGGUUACUUGA
This is a messenger RNA of Aspergillus eucalypticola CBS 122712, 1614 nucleotides long. Its product is annotated as adenylate-forming enzyme AfeA. The record is from RefSeq and is a predicted model, not a curated record. The transcript is spliced from 3 exons. The coding region runs from base 1 to 1614 and encodes 537 amino acids. Gene Ontology annotation, biological process: secondary metabolic process. NCBI's taxonomy places the organism in Eukaryota, Fungi, Ascomycota, Eurotiomycetes, Eurotiales, Aspergillaceae. Gene Ontology annotation, molecular function: CoA-ligase activity.